Molecule: messenger RNA, 2091 nt
Organism: Tetrahymena thermophila SB210
Lineage: Eukaryota; Ciliophora; Oligohymenophorea; Hymenostomatida; Tetrahymenidae
Exons: 3
Source: RefSeq, a predicted model, not a curated record
AGCAUAAUUUUUUGUAAUUAGAUCUAACUUCUAUAAUAUAAUUUAGAAUUACAUUUUUAAGAUAAAAAAUUUGUUAAUAAAAAUUAGAAAUUCAAAUAAGACAACUAAGAUUAAUAAAAAAAAAAGCACAAACUAUUAAAAUAUUUAAUUUUUAUGAUGGAUAAUCUGGGAUACACUGGUUUCAUUAUCCAAAAGACUGCUCAAAAACAUAGUCUAAGAAAAGAUAAUUCAAAUUUUAAUGAAUUCAAAAAUAAAAAUAUUGUGAUGUAUAUUCACAAGAAGGUAUCAAAUAACAAGGAGAGACUAGAUGGAGUUAAGUAAAGUGCAGCUGCACUAGCUAGUGGAGUUAACUUUGUUGUUAUGAAUUAAAAUUUAGUUGGUGAUAGGUAGUAAGAAAAGAUUAAUGUUUAAAAGGAGGAAGAAGAAUUCAACAAAGAAACUGCUCAUAUCAUGAAAAAAAUAAGAGAUUAGUCAUACUAAGAUGACUUUCACAUAGAAACAGUGGGAGGAGAAGAUCCAAAAAAAAACUAUGUUAAUAGAAAAAAUAGAGAAAAUGCAGAUAAAAAGCUUGCUGUUAUGCUAAAUCAAGCAAUAGAUGAAAAAGAAAUGCUCUCACUUUUCUCUGAUUAUCGCAGAACAUAACUAAAAGAAAAAAUUAAUGAUAUAAAGUAACGGAAAAUGGAUUUUACCAAAAUACAGUAAAAAAUUUAGAAUUCAAAAAAGAAUGAAGUUGAAGAUUAAGACUAAAUUGAUUUUUUUAUGACAGAGAUAACUAAACCUAAAGUAAAUAGACCUUAGGGAUUUACAAUAGGAUAAAUACUUAAAAUAGAAGAAAAUUAGAUUUAAUAUAAGUCAAAGAAAAUAGAGGAGGAAGAAAGAGAAUAGAGGAGAUAAGGUAGAUUAGCUAUGGAAUAGCUCAAUGAUUUAAUUUAAGAUGAAGAGGAGAGACAAAAAAAAGGAAUAAUUAAAAUUUACAAAUAAACUAAGCUUGAUAACAUGGAUGGAGAUGCUGCAAAGCAUAAGUACAAGAUGAUCAAUUUUAAAAAGAAAUAAGAAAUCUAAGAAAGGUUAUUUUAAGAUAUGGCAAAUCAAGAAAAACUAGCUUACUAAGAUGCAUUGAAAGAAAAAGAUUUUAACGAUCCAGAUAAGUUUUUUAGAGAGAAAAAAUAAUUUGAUGGACCUAAAAAAAGUGUAAAUGUAUACAAGAGGUUAACAAAAACAACUUCUGCACCUACAUAGCAACUUAUCAAUGCUUUAAAAAUUAGCUAAAUCAAAGAGGAAUAGGAGAAAAGAUAUCAUUUAGGAAUUAAAAAUAAAACUUUUAUAGAUGUAAUGGAUGCUUAUGAUAAUAUGAAGCCAAAAUAAUAGGCUAAACAUAAAAGACAAGUUUCUUCAACUAUAAAUGGCAGAAGUAAUGCUACUACAAGACCUAAUUCUUCAAGAUAACUGCAUAGCAGUGUUGGAAAGCACACAGAAGGAGCUCAUACUCACAGACCUUAAUCAGCACUUACUAAUUAAACUGCAAGAUCUCAUUUAUACUUCAACAAUUAAAAUAGUUAAGAUAAUCAUAGCAAUAAGCAUAAUUUGGUUCGUCCUUAGUCUGCUGCAUCACCUUUUCCUAAAGAAUUUAUUGAUUGGAAUAUAGAAGAUCUCAAAAAGAAGGUUAUAGAAUACUCAUAAACUCAUUAAUAUUCAAAAGAUUAAACAAAAAUAUAGCAGAUACUGGACAAAAAAUAAUUUAUUUAGCAGUUUAAUAACUUAAUCAAGGAUUGCAAAACCAUGCAUAAUAACAAUCAAAAAGAUGAAAAGAAGAUAAAAGGAUAGCUCAGAGAAAUGGAAAAUGAUAUUUAAGACGAGUUAAUUUAAAUUGAGAAAACUGACUUUGAGAAACCACCUGUUUAAUUUUAAAAUUAAAUAUAAUAAGUCAAAGGAGAUAAAUUUUCAGAAUUUAAAAGAGAAAGAAACUUUAAGCGUAAACUAAUAGGCUUCCUUAUUGAUAAAGUAGAAAAGAAAAGUGAUUUAAUAAGCAAAUAUAAUAACAAAAAAUGGACAGAAGAACUUCUUUCUUAAAUAACCUAAGCCUCAGAUUGA